AUGUUCCGCAGGCCCGACCUGCUCGUGCUCGACUACAGGCAGAGCCUGCUCGGCAGCACCCGGUAUUGGCUCGGCCUGGGGGCCGGCGGCUGCCCCUGCGUGGCGGACCAGGUGACUGGGCAGGCCCGGCACGCGGAUGACGAGACCCACCCGCGGUUCGUCCAUGCGGCAUCGAACUAUUGGGAGUGCCUCGAGCAGAUCAGGCCUGCGCUGGCCGCGAAGGCCACCACGAGCAGUGCACUGCGGGGGCCACGCCCUACGUCGAAUAAUGGAGCCCCGGUGGCUGGAUGGCAACUGCGGUGA
Messenger RNA from Prorocentrum cordatum, 303 nucleotides. The record is from the annotation of a GenBank genome assembly. Lineage: Eukaryota; Dinophyceae; Prorocentrales; Prorocentraceae.